ACGAGUAUGGCUCUUGUCCGCGGCAAGUAAAACUACAUUAAGACUGGGUCCUACUAACCCAAAGCUUGCGCAGUAGUUACAACCAAGGCCAAGAUGGCCGACCUUUCCCCCUGAUACUUGAGGAAGGACGUUUAAACGUUCCUUCCUGUCAAAGAUUUGUUCAGAUUUAAGUGACAUUGUACCGCAAGAUGGCUACAGUCUGGGGCAACGAGGACGUGGCCUGCUAUUUCACCACAAAGCAUUCGUGGCGCGGCAAGUACAAGAGGAUCUUUUCCAUCGGGACGAAAGGAAUAACUACCUACAACCCUUCGAAUCUGGAGGUCACAAAUCAGUGGGCCUACAAUGACUUCUGCAGAAUUGCACCCAGUGCCAAAGCAGCUAAUGAGCUUAUCAUUACGAUGAAGAAAACUGGUGCAAGUAAGAAAAUCCAGAGCAUGACAUUUUCUACAGAACACAGAGCUGAUCUAUUAACUGAAGCACUACGAUUUCGCAAAGAAUUCUCAGACUUCAAAGCAGGAAGUGAAGUGCGUUUCAAUGCUUACAAGUAUCACUGGAGUGACACAAGACUGCCUGUGGUGCUAGAGGUUACUCCUUGCUCCUUGGACCAAAUUGAUCCUACAACAAGAGAAAAGCUCUGCUCAUAUGAUUACAAGGAACUGGAAGGAGUUGUACCGGUGUCAGACUACCCAGGGGGAAUUGCAGUUGUUUAUGGCGGUUUUAGUAGACUUCAUCUCUUUGCACUGGAACAGAGAGAUGAGCUAAUGAAGAAAAUGUCAGAAUAUGCCAUGGCUUAUGUUGGUGUCUCAAUCAAACAAAGGAGUAAACCUAUAACACAUGACCAGUUUCUAAAACACAAAUUUGGAAAAUUUAGUGAAGAUGAACAUAUCACAUCAUUAGCUGAGUUUAAAGUCCAAAAAAUAUCACCAAGACAUCAUGAUCCUGUAGUCCGCACCUUAUGUUUAUCAGAGACAUGUAUCAUAGAAAGAGAUCCCGCAACGUACAUCAUUGUCAGCUGUCAUCCACUUUCUGAUGUGUUUGCCAUUAUUCGCAGUACCGAAAAUCCUCAGAUGUUUGCUGUGGAGUUCAUCCGUGGAGCCACAAAGAAAUUCAUGUCAACUGAGAGGGACUCUUUGCUGGCCAGUUUGCUCGACGGUGUCCGUGCCAGUGGCAACAGAGACGUCUGUGUCAAAGUGAAACCAACUAAGAGAGGUUUCAGAUUUGCUCCAGUCAUAUCAACUGUGGAUGAGGAAGUUGAAAGUCAACAUCUGAGAUUUCUUGCUGUUCCUCCAGCCACAUUUGCAGAAGCAGUAGAAAGGUUUAACAGCAACAUCCCUUACAAUGGAUUACUUCAUGCAGUUACACAAGAUGGGCUGUUUGCUGAGAACAAAGAAAAGCUUAUAACAGGAGCAAUCACAGCACUGUUAGCAAUGGAAGGUGAUCAAAGCACCAUCACGGUUGAAGAUCUUGAAGGACAGUUUCAAGCCAUUAGGAGACUUGUUGCUUCAAAAGCAGGAUUUCAAGCCUUCACAACUCUACCCAAGUUCAGAGACAAGCUUGGUGUGAAGGUUGUUAAAGCACUGAAAAGAAAUGAUGAUGGAGUAACGCAUGCUGCAAUUGACAUGCUCUGUGCGUUGAUGCAGCCCAUGCAUGAUAACUAUGACCUCAGGCAAGAACAGAUGAACAAAUCAUCACUUUUGUCAUCAAGAAAAUUCCUUGCAACACUCCUAGAUAUCUUCACUACCCAUGUAAACAGAAGCACAGGAGCUCUUGUUGUUAGUUCACUUCUUGACUUCCUGACUUUUGCAUUGUGUCCACCAUACAGUGAAACAACAGAAGGAACUCAGUUCGACACCUUGUUGGAAAUGGUUGCGGAUCUUGGACGUAACAUUUUCAAAUUAUUCCAGCAUCCAUCCAUGGCAAUUGUGAAAGGGGCUGGAAUGGUAAUGAAAGCUGUAAUCGAGGAGGGAGACUCAGAGAUUGCAGCAAAAAUGCAGGAUCUUGCCUUGGCUGAAGGAGCCCUGCCUCGUCACCUUCACACAGCAAUGUAUACUCAGAGCUCAGAUAACAGAUUACUCACAAACAGACAGCUUAGCAGGCACUUGGUUACUCUGUGGGUCACAGGUCAUCCCACUGCCAUGGGACUUCUGAAGAGGAUAAUGCCUGCAGGACUCAUGAAUUAUCUCCAGUCAGAAGAAAAGGUCCCAGAGGCCGAGAUUGACAAGCUCCAUGUCCGAGACAAUGUGAAACUUGCUGAAGUAAGCAACAAAAACAAUUGUUGGUCCAGCGAUAUUAGCGAUGUAUUUGUUUCCCUUUUAAAAACAAAUUCUACUGAAUUAACAAGUCUGAAUGUAAAUUUACAUGCGUUUUGGCCACUGUUAAUUAUGUUGCAUUCUUCACACACCAGGUUCAGAGACAAGCUUGGUGUGAAGGUUGUUAAAGCACUGAAAAGAAAUGAUGAUGGAGUAACGCAUGCUGCAAUUGACAUGCUCUGUGCGUUGAUGCAGCCCAUGCAUGAUAACUAUGACCUCAGGCAAGAACAGAUGAACAAAUCAUCACUUUUGUCAUCAAGAAAAUUCCUUGCAACACUCCUAGAUAUCUUCACUACCCAUGUAAACAGAAGCACAGGAGCUCUUGUUGUUAGUUCACUUCUUGACUUCCUGACUUUUGCAUUGUGUCCACCAUACAGUGAAACAACAGAAGGAACUCAGUUCGACACCUUGUUGGAAAUGGUUGCGGAUCUUGGACGUAACAUUUUCAAAUUAUUCCAGCAUCCAUCCAUGGCAAUUGUGAAAGGGGCUGGAAUGGUAAUGAAAGCUGUAAUCGAGGAGGGAGACUCAGAGAUUGCAGCAAAAAUGCAGGAUCUUGCCUUGGCUGAAGGAGCCCUGCCUCGUCACCUUCACACAGCAAUGUAUACUCAGAGCUCAGAUAACAGAUUACUCACAAACAGACAGCUUAGCAGGCACUUGGUUACUCUGUGGGUCACAGGUCAUCCCACUGCCAUGGGACUUCUGAAGAGGAUAAUGCCUGCAGGACUCAUGAAUUAUCUCCAGUCAGAAGAAAAGGUCCCAGAGGCCGAGAUUGACAAGCUCCAUGUCCGAGACAAUGUGAAACUUGCUGAAGAUUCGUCCAAACCUAAGAAGAACCAGUACUUUGUACAGCUGGAUGUUGUGUUAACUCACUGGAGGACAAAGAUGGGAUUGAAAUCAAAAGAUACAAAUCAGAAGCCUGUGAUUCUAAGAAAGAGAAGACAAAGAAUCAAAAGUGAUGCAAACUGGGAACUAUUCUACUACAAAUGUUGCUUGAUGUUGUUACAGAUGAAGGACAUGUCGGCUGAAGGAACUCUACGACCUGAAACAAAGUGCUGGGCUCAGGGUAUGGAUGGUUGGAGGCCACUGCAGAGCAUCCCACAGCUCAAGUGGUACCUGCUAGCAACUGGAAACGCUGUUAUGAAUGAAUCCGAUUUGGCUGUUCUGAUCUUGAACAUGCUCAUCAAGAUUUGUGAAUUCUACCCAAACAGGGAUGCUGACGGUGCCAUUGUGCGACCGCUUCCAAGAGCAAAGAGGAUGCUGUCAGAAGCAACGUGUUUGCCUCAUCUGGUUCAGCUCUUGUUAACCUUUGAUCCCAUUAUUGUGGAGAAAGUUUCGAUUCUUCUUCUGGAUAUGAUGGUGGACAACCCUAUCCUGCCUCGGCUCUACCUGACUGGAGUUUUCUUCUUUAUCAUGAUGUACACUGGAUCAAACGUGCUGCCUAUUGGAAGAUUUCUUCAAGAAGUACACACGAAACAGNACAUUUUGGGCCUUGUUUCUUUUCAGGACAUUUUUGAGAAAGUGAACAAGGCGUAUGAGUUUCUGUGUUCUAAGUCUUCAAGAACAGUACAAGGCCCUGAUCCACACAAUAUUGUGCUUAUUCUCAAGUCGCAGUCCAUUCUCUUCAAGAGAUACAAGGAAGAGCUCCAACCAUACAAGUACGCUGGUUAUCCCAUGCUGAUCAAGACCAUCAGACUCGAGACAGGAGAUGACGCUUUGUUCUCCAAGUCUGCUCCUCUGCUGACAGCUGCGAGUGAACUCGCUUAUCACACCAUCAACUGCUCAGCGCUUAACGCUGAGGAACUACGCAGAGAAGACGGAAUUGAGGCGCUACAAGAAGCUUACACUCGUUGUUUAGAGGCCCUCACUUCAUCAACUGAACCCCACGAAGUACCAGUCCAGAAUCUCCCAGCGCUGUGUUCAGUUGCGGCGGAGUGUGUUAGUGCUUUCAGUGCGGAAUUUUGGCUUCAAACGCAACUUUUACAGGCUGGUGUUUUGUGGCACUUACUGCUGUUUCUCUUCAAUUAUGACUACACACUGGAUGAAAGCGGCGUUGAGAAGAGUGCAGAGACUAACCAACAGGAAAUUGCUAACAACCUGGCACGUUUGAGUAUUGAUGCAUUGGCCAGGCUCGGGGGAUAUCUGAGUGAUGAAAAUUUCACCCCUGAAAACCCAGCCAUCAGGAAGUCUCUCUCCAGCAUGUUGACUCCUUACAUCGCUAAACAACUCAGCAAUGACUCGCCGAAAGAGAUCCUAAAGAUGUUGAACAGUAACACAGAGAAUCCUUAUCUUAUCUGGGACAACGCCACAAGGAUAGAACUGAAUGAAUUUCUGGAAACUCAGCAACUACGAAAGAUCAAAACGGGUGAAUGUGACUCUUCAUUUGGUGCUCGAUUUACUUUCUCCGUUUUCAGCGAAGAGCUGAUUGUGGGAGAAAUCUUUGUGCGUAUUUACAAUGAGCAGCCUUUAUUUCCACUUGAGGUAAGAAAUGUCUUUUUUUUAACAUUACUUAUAAUUAUAAAUUGACGACUUAUCAGGAACAUUUUCACUUAGUAAAGAACGAAUCCAGGACGCUUCAGUUGCGACUGCUACCUUUGUUUAGAGCGUUUUCAAGAUAUAGAUGUGUCUCAAAUGUAUUUGGUACGUUUUGCAAUGCGGAGAUUGUGUUAGUUGUAGCUGUUAUGGAGCGUCCUGAUCGUUGUGGCUGUUUGAGAUCUCUCGGUGGGUGUCCUUGUUGUGAUAUUUUGUGCUCGUUUUGAUGACUGUGGUUGUUAGGGCUCUUGUGGGUGUUUUGGUCCCUUGGGAGGUUGCAGCCGUUGUGGCCC
Molecule: messenger RNA, 5131 nt
Organism: Orbicella faveolata
Lineage: Eukaryota; Metazoa; Cnidaria; Anthozoa; Scleractinia; Merulinidae
Product: dnaJ homolog subfamily C member 13-like
Biological process (GO): receptor-mediated endocytosis; regulation of early endosome to late endosome transport; endosome organization
Cellular component (GO): endosome membrane
Source: RefSeq, a predicted model, not a curated record